GUAACUCUCUUUCAAACCACCGGCCAGUUGUAACAAAUUAAAGAAAAUAACAAGACAGUAGAAAUGAGAAAUUUUUCCUUAGCAUUUAUAAUCUGUGUGUUUGUUCUAGUACUAGUGUUGAAAGAAGCACAAUGUUCAGUGAGACAAGUGAAGCUGCACCAGUUUCAAACAAAGCUUCUACACAAAACCUCUCUUACAGCAUCUACUGUGCCUUCUCCGCCAGUUCCAAAGAGCAAUGGCAGAGUGUUUUAUCCAAUCGGGUACGGUGCCGAUCCCACAGGGGCGCAGGAUAGUACUUCCGCCAUAAUGGAGGCCUUAAACGAUGCCGUAAAAGUGCAAAACGGGCUUUUCUUGCUCCCCGGAAUCACUGAUUUAGGCGGCGUAACCAUUGAUUUUCAAGGCGGCAAUUUCAAAAUCAGCUCUCCCAUCAGAUUUCCUCCUAACAUAGGCAACAUUCUGGUUAAAGGAGGCACACUCCGAGCAUCAGACAAAUUUCCAGGUGACAGGCAUCUGAUCGAACUAUGGGCACCAGAUUCUCACCAAUCCACUGACAAAUUUUCAGACAGAAAAGACCUAAACAAUGGAAUGAAAUACGAGGACAUAACUUUCCACGACAUCCUCUUCGAUUCCACAUACAGAGGAGGAGGCCUUCUCAUAAUCGACUCAGCCCGAAUUCGCAUACUCAACUGCUUCUUCCUCCACUUCACCACACAGGGAAUCCUUGUCCUUAGAGGACACGAAACCCUGAUAUCAACUUCCUUCCUCGGACAGCACCCAACCGUCGGUGGAGACAGAGACGAAAAGACUUACACAGGCACUGCUAUAGAUAUUGCCAGCACGGAUAAUGCGGUUACCGAUGUUGCAAUCUUCUCUGCAGCAACUGGAAUUAUACUCAGAGGCCGUGCCAAUGUAAUAACCGAUGUGCAUUGUUAUAACAAGGCUACGUAUUGGGGUGGAGUUGGAAUUCUAGUUAAAUCAGCGCAGAACAGGAUUGUUAAUUCUUAUUUGGAUUACAAUAGUAUUGUGAUUGAAGAUCCUGAUCAGGUUCUUGUUUCCAACGGUUUUUUCUUGGGGGAUGGGAAUAUUGUGCUCAAGUCUGUUACCGGUCGGAUUUCGGGUUUAAAUAUUUUGAAUAAUGUAUUUUCCGGGGACCCUAAGAAUAGGGUGGCGUGUGUGAAACUUGAUGGGGCGUUCAAGGGCGUUGAUCAGGUGGUGGUUGAUCAAAAUGUGGUGGAUGGGAUGAGCUUGAAAUCAACGGUGGCUAGAUUGGAAGUGGCUGGAAAUGGAACUAAAUGGGCGGCUGAUUUUUCGGGAAUUUUGUUGUUUCCGAAUAAAAUAAGUCAUUUUCAGUACUCGGUUUAUGUAAAGGGAGGGAUUGGUGCUGGUGGAUUUCCUGUGCAUGCUGUGACGAAUGUGUCGAAUAAUGUGGUGGUGGUUGAGAGCCAGAAACCGGCUGAUGCUGUUGUUUCUGUUUAUGUUGAUCAGCAAUAAUUCCAUCGAUCGGUUGGGGUGGGAAUUUUUGCAAUCUAGGAAAUCACGAGUUGCAUAUGGUUCACAGUACUAGAUAUAUAUACUUUUGGAAAUAAAUUUGAUGAGCAAUAUAAUUAUUGAGAAAUCAGAUUUAAUUUCUUAUUUAUUAUAUUAUUAGCUCAUGAUAUUAAGAUGCUGGCAUUUUUCAAGAAUACACAAUGUAACACAGAGUGAAAUAGAUGAUUAUUAUAAAGUUGCAAUCUUGGCGUUCUAUGUUCGACUAAUCAGAAACUCCGUUUUUUAAUAUUAAUUAUAGUGUAAUCCUUAAAUAAUUAUAUAGUGAAAACAACACCUCUUCAUGAUUGUGUACAUAUGUAUGUUAUUAGAGUAGAGUCCAAAUAAAAUACUAUCUGGCAAUAUUUGUAAACUGCAUGUGAUAUUAUCCUUGCAACAAAUUAAACCAAUAUAUAUUCUGAACACAUACAUAUUAAGGUGCGUACACAUAAAUCACAAACAGUGCUACGA
This is a messenger RNA of Erythranthe guttata (spotted monkey flower), 1995 nucleotides long. Its product is annotated as Pectin lyase-like superfamily protein. The record is from RefSeq and is a predicted model, not a curated record. Lineage: Eukaryota; Viridiplantae; Streptophyta; Magnoliopsida; Lamiales; Phrymaceae. Gene Ontology annotation, molecular function: polygalacturonase activity.